This is a messenger RNA of Malurus melanocephalus (red-backed fairy wren), 1100 nucleotides long. RefSeq names its product signal peptidase complex subunit 2 (gene SPCS2). Gene Ontology annotation, biological process: protein targeting to ER. The record is from RefSeq and is a predicted model, not a curated record. The transcript is spliced from 3 exons. Bases 1 to 432 code for a protein of 143 amino acids. Lineage: Eukaryota; Metazoa; Chordata; Aves; Passeriformes; Maluridae. Gene Ontology annotation, cellular component: membrane; signal peptidase complex.
AUGGCGGCCAAAAGCGGCCGGAACGGGCUCCUGGACAAGAUCCAAGUGACUUCUCUGCCUGAUUUCUGCUUCUCCUUGCACCUUCUUUAUUUCCUUAACUUUCUCUGCACGUAUUUUGUGAUGAUGGGAAUCCUGACCAUUUAUACCUCAUACAAAGAGAAGAGUAUUUUCCUGGUGGCUCACAGGAAAGACCCGGCAGGGAUGGAUCCUGACGAUGUCUGGCAGCUCUCCUCCAGCCUCAAACGGUUCGAUGACAAGUACACCCUGAAGCUGACGUUCAUCAGCGGCAAAACCAAACAGCAGAGGGAAGCCGAGUUCACCAAAUCCAUCGCCAAGUUCUUCGACAACAACGGGACGUUGGUGAUGGAGGCCUACGAGCCAGAGGUGUCCAAGCUGCACGACAGUCUGGCCCUGGAGAGGAAAACCAAAUGAUUGCAGAGCCCGCCCGCCUCCACCAACGUGCUAAAUUAACACCAAUAAAGGCAAAUGGCAAAGAAAGUGAAUCAUGGCCUCUGUUUUUGUCCUGAAGUCCUAUUUUGGAUACGCAGGAAUUUUGAUCCUGCUCCCAAGAUUUAUGGAAGCUCAUGGCUAAGCUUGGUCUGUGUGCCUGYCUUCCUGGCUCUGAGGAGGACCCCGAAGUUGGAUUUUGGGGACCCCUGGGAGGGGAAACACAUCACCAAGGCUGCCCCAGCUUCCUCUGCUUCACCUGGCAGUGCUUUGUCACGUGCUCCRUGUCCAGGGGGUUGUACCAAUCCCACCUUUCUGUUUUGUGUUAGGAGUUCAGGACAAAACCCUUCYGUGAAACAACCGUCCCCUUGCAAACAAGUUUGCUUUAUUUUUGUAUUUAUCUAACUGGGGGGAGAGGAUUGUUUUAUAUAAAGACCUUUUAUGUGUUGGGGGGGAGAAUCAAAUUGCUACUUCUGUGUGCUCGGCCACGAAGCUUCUCAGAAAGUGUAAAAAAUUUUCAAAGCUGUGUCUGUCUGUCUGUCCGUCCCAUGGUUCCCUUGUGGCAUCUCCUGUUCCACACGUCCCUUCUGUCAACUGGCAUUUUUUAAAAGAGUGAUCUUUGGGUUGUUUUUUCAAUAAAAGGGAAGAACAGA